AUGAGACAUCGAGUGAGUGUAGUGAAAUGGCCCAGAAGAUUAAAUGUGAGAAACUUCAACACGAGCCCAGCUGAUAAACCUGAUGGAAGUGAAAUCGGAUUACCCAGAACACAAUGUCCAAUUCAAAAUCAUCGUGCCAGAUCAACGCAUGCCGUGUCCACCGUAUUCGAAGCUAUACCUUCAGUCAGGAGUUGGGAAGAGGUGCCUGGACCGAAACCACUACCCCUCUUGGGCAAUACCUGGCGGUUCAUACCUUAUAUCGGUGGCUAUUCUGUAGAACACGUUGACAAAGUAUGUAUGUCGCUCCGUCAGCAGUACGGGAAAUGUGUCAAAAUCGCUGGGCUUCUUGGCAGACCGGAUAUGCUGUUUGUGUUUGAUGCUGGUGAGGUCGAGAGGGUGUUUCGAAGCGAAGAUGCUGCACCGCAUCGACCACCAAUGCCGUCUUUAAAUUACUACAAGCACACUCUGAGGAAGGACUUUUUUGGCGCCGAGAAGGAUUGCGCAGGAGUGAUCGCCGUUCAUGGCGACUCUUGGGCAGCGUUUCGUACGAAGGUUUCGCGAGUCGCUCUCAGUACUGGCGCAGCUGCCCAGUAUACAGAACAAGUAGCAGAUGUCGCUGAUAGCUUUAUUCAAAGGAUACGAGAAAUACGAGAUAAGAAUUCGGAGACUCCAGACGAUUUCCUCAACGAAAUACAUAAAUGGUCAUUGGAAUCUCUUGGCUUAAUAGCGCUGGACACGCGACUUGGCUGCUUCUCCUCUAGCGAAGGUUCAGACAGCCAGCGUCUGAUCAAUGCUGUCCAUACAUUCUUCCUCUGUGUAGGAGAGUUGGAACUGAGAACUCCCUGGUGGAGGAUAUAUCCCACUGCGAUGUUUAGGAGAUACGUGGCGGCACUUGAUACGAUACUUAGUGUUACUUUAAAGCACGUAGAGAGGGCGCUAGAAUCAAGUGAGAAAGUAAGCAAUAAAUCUCUCCUUCAAGACCUCGUGACCGCUGCCGGGUCCAGGGUCGCUGCAGUGGCUGCACUGGAUAUGUUCCUCGUAGGAAUAGAUACGACAUCCAAUGCCGUAGCAUCAACAUUGUACCAGCUUUCAUCUCGCCCAGAAAUUCAAGAAAGGCUGUAUGAAGAGAUUUCGAGUGUGGUACAGGGGCGGCAAUUAAAGGCGGGCGAUAUAAGCCAAAUGCCUUAUUUAAAAGCCUGCGUUAAGGAAGUUUUGAGGUUAUACCCAGUCGUUAUAGGCAACGGGAGACAAUUGACCAAAGACACUGUCAUAUGUGGAUAUAAAAUUCCUCAAGGCACUCAAGUUAUUUUCCAACACUACGUUAUGGGCAAUAGCGAUGAAUAUUUCGCGGAUGCGCAAGAGUUCCGUCCCGAACGAUGGCUUCAAAAGUCGUCAUACAAACACCCAUUUGCGUCUUUGCCUUUUGGCUUCGGCAGGCGGAUGUGUUUGGGGAGAAGAUUUGCAGAACUGGAAAUGCAUGUUAUGAUUUGCAAGAUUAUUCAAAACUACAAAAUGGAGUAUCACCACAAGCCUCUGGAUUACCAUAUUUAUCCGAUGUAUACGCCAGAUGGACCAUUGAGAAUUAAGUUUAUUGAACGCUAG
Messenger RNA from Pieris macdunnoughi, 1602 nucleotides. NCBI's taxonomy places the organism in Eukaryota, Metazoa, Arthropoda, Insecta, Lepidoptera, Pieridae. The record is from the annotation of a GenBank genome assembly.